CUGGAUGGAGUAUUUUCUGGGUGUCUCUAAUGAGUAAGAGAGGGCCCCAUGGGAUAUUCCUUCAGUUCCCAGAUGAACAGUGGGAAAGACUCCACAUUGACCAACCUCGGGGGCCUGAAAACCCAGGUCCUCAAGGAGGGUAGAGUAUACCUGGACCCUGACCCAGACCCCUGGAUGGGCUGUGCCAAGAGACCCAGCAAGGGAAGGGAUUUCCUCCUGCCUCAGGUUCUCUGUUCUUCUGUGGUUAGACCACCUGAACCCAACUCCCUCCCCAAGCACUAGAGAUGGGCUUUUCCAAGGGCUGGGGAUCUUGCUGUCCUGAGGACAGCUGAGCAAGGGGGUCGAGGAGGAGCUUGGGUUGUGGAGGAGAGGAAACCGGGUAAGAUGCGUGAAGCAGUUGGCUAUACCAGGCACAGAGAGGACCCGCUGGGACCCAAGAGCCUGCAUGUGAAGCCAGGCCUUGGGCCACCUUGUCUGUCAAGGGGGUGCCUACUUCCAUGGUGUCUUCAAAGGGACUGUGGAAAGAGAGGCCUUCAGCCCACACCUCUGAAUGCUUUUCCACCACAGCAUGCCCUGUGGCCUUUAUCCUGCUGGUGUGGAACAGUCAGACCCCUGCAGGGCUGCAGAGCCUCUGUACUGGGCGGCAUCCCAGCCUGAGUGCCAGAGCUCAGAGGGCAGGCCCCCGAGCAAGCAGAGAGGAGGGCACCUUUUGGACAGAACGUGUGGGACAAGAGCGAUGGCUCAUCCGUUCAGGUUCCUCACAAAAUGAGAGUCAGGAAGAUCAGGGCGCCGGCCUGAUUUCCCAGGCAGGGCUGAAAGCAGACAACCGGAGGGAGAGCAGCACCUGGGCCAAUGAGGUAGAAGACAGAAGACCACAGUGUACUCCUGCCCUCAACCUCACCCCCUCCCACCCACAUCCUCCACACUCCCUGACCACCUUCCUCAGAAGUGUAAUAGGAAUCCAGAUUCCCCCUGGCCUGGUUGCUGCAGGAGGCACAGUAGCCUGA
Homo sapiens (human) is the source of this 1007-nucleotide messenger RNA. Its product is annotated as FAM231A/C-like protein LOC102723383. The coding region runs from base 498 to 1007 and encodes 169 amino acids. The transcript has a single exon. The record is from RefSeq and is a predicted model, not a curated record. NCBI's taxonomy places the organism in Eukaryota, Metazoa, Chordata, Mammalia, Primates, Hominidae.